Messenger RNA from Notodromas monacha, 5099 nucleotides. NCBI's taxonomy places the organism in Eukaryota, Metazoa, Arthropoda, Ostracoda, Podocopida, Cyprididae. The record is from the annotation of a GenBank genome assembly.
UUGCUGUUUUGUUUUAGGUCACGAUGGAUUCGAGAUCAUCAAUUGGAAGUCAUGUUAGCUAUUCAAUGCUUCCUCCUCCAAUAUCUUCGCCUAACAAAAAUUGUCUAUCCGCUGCUGCGAAGCGUUAUAAAUUUUUGAAACGCAUGAUUAAAGUUAGGCAGAUGGAUUUUGAAUUCGCAAUGUGGCAAACUUUGUAUUUGUUUGUGUCGCCGCAAAAAGUUUUCAGAGAUUUCCAGUACCGAAAGCAAAACAAAGCGCAGUAUGCCAGAGAUGACCCAGCUUUUCUUGUGCUCUUGCUGGGAUGGAUCGUCGUGUCGUCAGCUAUAUUCUCAUCAUUCCUUCAUUACCAUUUCUGGCAGUUCUUCGUUUUCACAUUGUAUCUCAUCACGGUUGGCUGUAUUGGUCUUGGAAUGGUCGUAGCCACUGGUCUAUGGUUCAUUACAAAUAGAUUUAUGAUUCGGAAAGAGUGCCGACAGCAAGACGUGGAAUGGGCGUAUUCCUUUGACGUGCAUCUCAACGCGUUUUUUCCGCCUUUGAUCAUCCUUCACAUAUUCCAGUUUAUAUUCUACCACGUGUUUUACGAUCGCCUCUCGUACAACCCGCAUAGCUGGUUUUUUGGACUUCUGCUCGGGAACUCGUUUUGGGUUGCUGCGCUUGGUGAUAGAAAAAGAAUGCAUGUGUUACCGUUGCACGACCGUCCUCAUUUUCCGAGCUUUCUGCUGGAGACACACGCGCGUUAUUCGCGGUUCCUGUCCUGUGCCUCGUUAGACACACUGGUGGAAGAAGAAAUCGCGUCUUCGCGCGCCGCCUCCGUGACGGCAGUGGGCGGCGGAUCUCGUCAGCAACUCUUUGAUCCCUUCUUAACCCCAUCCGCCGUCACUCUCAUGUUCACGCUGUGCAAAUCGCGGAAAUUCUCUCCGAGCGUCCGGUUCGCCGCCAUGCAGUACAUGGCGACUUUUGUGGCCAAACACCACGUGUCGAGAAAUGCAGCAAUGUGGGAACCCAUGAACCGUCGCAAAGCCCUGAUAGCGACUGUGAUAUGCAUGCAGUUGGCGUCCAAGAUGUACCUCGAUUCCGGUGGCAUGCUGACUGCGGACGUUGUGGAGGUGUUGCAGAAGUACGGGGUAGAUGGGUUCUCCGAGUCGGAGGCCCGUGAUGCGGAAACCAGUGUGGCUCUGAUGUUGGAGAUGCGGUUGAAUCGACCGACCCCGUUCAGUAUUCUGGAGGCUCUGAUCGUGGCCUUUGAAGCCGAGAAGCGACUGGACUUUAUUCCUCACGGCAUUGGCGUGUUUUACGAGACAGCGCUUUCGUUAUUAAACUUGGCGUAUUUUUGCAACGAGGAGAUUUAUGAGCAUUUCGUGAUGAUCUCGAAUUCGGAGUGCAAGCAGAAGUGGAAGGGAGUUGUGAAGCAUGAUCGGCUUUUGUUGGCCGCUGCUGUGUUCUCUGCUGCUGCGUGGCUCAUGAAAACGGACUCCAUUACGGAAAAACUGUUUGAUCUCGACCAGGCUCUCAGCAAACGGGUUCACACGUCGCUGGGUGAGAUCAAUCAGCUUCGGGAAGCCAUCUUCAUGAUUGUGAACUUCAUUCGGACUAUGUACGCGGAAGCUGAGAAUUUGUUGUCGUCUGCGCGAUAUUUUGAAGCUCUUCAUCGCGAAGAGUUGGAUUUUAGCGAUAAGCAACCCGGGGAAGUGUUCGCGUGUUUGACGCAGAACCGUACUUGCGGAGAACUGAUCUCGCAGGAUAAAACCGUUUACGGGGAAAUUCCCAAGUGUCGCGAGUGCGUCAGCGCCCAACAAAAUGGCCGGUCUUCCGAUCGGCUGUGUCGGUUUCAAGACUUCAGAACAUUCAUCUUCAGACGCAAUGUUGUUAAGCCCAGUGUCGGGUUUCUCAAGUAUUCCUACAUUGCGAACCCGGAAGAAUUCGAACCUUGGCUACCCACAAAAUCCGCUCUGCAGACUUCCCCGGAAAAACUGAAACUUUCCGCUGGUAAGAUGCUGUCCAACGUUGGUGAUUGUUUUUGUCGCAUUGUCAGAGAAGAACAGGAGGUUCUGGAUUUGCAUUCGAAAUCCUGUGAAGUUCAAAAUUACAAGCCUUCGGUCGCAUAUAAGCGUUUGCCUCCUUUGGUCCGAGAUAUUUGUGAUGUGUGUGAAACCACUCUGUUCAACUUGCAUUGGAUUUGCAAAGAAUGUGGCUUCGGAGUUUGUAUUGACUGCUACAAAGAAAACAAAGCCGAUGAAGAACGGGAUCCUGAUGACAAAGCCCUCCUUAGGAGACGCAUUUGGCCACCCUGCACGAAAGAGAAUCCGGAUCACUGUUCCACUGAUCUCAUGCUCACACAAUUAAUCCCUGGGAGCCUGUUGUUCGAUAUGAGCGAGGCGAUGCAUGCGUUGAGAGACGAACUGAAAGUUCCCUACAGUUGCGCUUGCGAGGAAAAGCGCUUCAAGAAACCAAAAGCUGAAGUGGGUCCCAUUUUAACGAACGGAACGGCGGAAAAAGAAAAGCGAAUUUCGACGAAAAUUCAAGAAAAUUAUGUGAAAAAGAUCCCGAAUAAUAGAAGAAGAAGGGGAAAGAAAGCUCCGAAGAAGCAAGUGAAUGGCUUCCAUGCGGAUGCGUCGGAUUCUCCCGGAAAACUCCCUGUGGUGUUCACCAAUGGCGAUUGUCCUGAUGAAAACUGUAAAAUGGAAGUUGGUGCGGUCGAAGAUGUUGAAAAUGUGAAGAAGGAUGUUUCUGCGCGUGAAGAUAUCGACGAUGUGAAAAAGAAAGUUUCCGCGCGUGAAGCUAUUGGAAGUGUGAAGAAGGAAUACUCCGCUCGAGAAGACCUGACACCUGGCCUAAUCCCCCUGCCUGAAAAAUCACUGAUGGAUGCUGCUGAUCGAAGAAUAAGCGAAACAUUGAAAUCUUCCAGCCUUCAACUCUCAGGCGUUUAUCCACGAACAUUUACGGGUAUUAAAGCUUUCGUCCAGGAAUGGGUUAACAUUUCGGAAGAAGUUGUCAAGAAAGAAUAUGAAGGUAUCGUCAAACUUCCGCACAAUAUUAGCACUGAGAAAGAUUUCGGCGAAGAAGUGCAAGAUUUGAUAUCUUUCUUUUCCAAAAAGGAAUCGAACGAAUCGGAAACGAAGCUUUGUAAGUUCGGACAAGGCGGGACAGAGUUCUGUAACCACAGAUUUGAAGGUCGGUCUGAGUUGGUGACGUCCGAACUUUUUCCGAACAGUCCGCAUUCCUAUUUGUGCAAUGGACAGAUGCUCUGGUUGCUGGAUGGCUCUCUUGACGAGGACGUCGCUCUUUUUACGAGGGAAUGGCGUGCUGGACAGCCGGUAAUAGUGAGCAACAUCGGAAAACGAAUGGAUCUCAGUCUGUGGAGGCCGAGUAAAUUCUCGGAUGAUUUUGGCGAAGAGGAGCAUGAUUUGGUGAACUGCUUGACCGAUAAAGUGCUCGUUAAUCAACCCAUGAAAAAAUUCUGGGACGGAUUCGACGACAAAAAGAAACGAAUGCUGUGUGGAAACGGAUUGCCGAUGUUGUUGAAGCUCAAGGAUUGGCCACCCGGAGCCGACUUUGCCGACGUGAUGCCCGACCGUUUCCGAGAUGUGAUGCAGGCCCUUCCGAUCCCGCCUUUUACGCGACGGGAUGGCAUAAUGAACCUCGCCUCGUAUCUUCCGUCGCAAUUCCUGCCUCCUGAUCUGGGCCCGAAGAUGUACAUUGCCUAUGGGUCUGCUGGAAACCCCAUGCUUGGGACGACUAAUUUGCAUCUGGAUAUAUCCGACGCAGUGAACGUGAUGGCGUAUGUCGGAAGCAGCGGCGAACUGCAGGAUGAAUUGAAAAUGAACGUGAUGGCGUAUGUCGGAAGCAGCGGCGAACUGCAGGAUGAAUUGAAAAAUGCCCCCGUGAUUCGGCGAUUUUUGCGAAAAAUCGCCGCCGAAAAGGGACAUCGCGUCAAAGCGGAUUCGGAUCCGAUCCAUGACCAACAAACGUAUCUGGACGACACACUUCGGGAGAGGCUGCGCGAGGAAUAUGGUGUGCUCGGUUAUGGCUUUGUGCAAUGUCUGGGCGACGCUGUUUUCAUCCCUGCCGGUGCUCCGCAUCAAGUCCGGAAUUUGCUGAAUUGUAUCAAAGUUGCCGAAGAUUUUGUUUCGAGUGAAACCCUGGAGAAGUGUUUCGAGUUGACGAAGGAAUUCAGGCGGCUGUCGGCCGCUCAUGCGAAUCGUGAGGACAAAUUGCAGAUCAAGAACAUUGUUUACCAAUCGAUAAGGCAGGCUUUGAGCACGAUUCUAUUUGUUUGUGUGUUUGUGGGGAUUGAUUUUGGGCCUGCAAACAUGCAGAGAACGGAAAAACAUCUGGAUGCAGCGUUGGACGCGAUGAUCCAACGCGUCACGGAUUUGAAGAAUGCCAUAGCUCAAGUGAUCGCUAAAAUUGAUGUCGAACGUGACACGUUGAAAUGGCCUUCAUUACUCGACAGUUACGGGCUUCUCACUGGCGAGCUGAACUCAUUGUUGAAGACCAUCAAGAACGAGAAGACGCCGUUGUUGCGGAAUUACGUUUCGCUUCCGUUGAUGCUGAAUCCCGAGAAAGACGACGCCUUGCUACAGUUGACUGACAACAGGGUCCCGUUUUUCAAUCAUGAUAGUGUUCCGUGUUUGCUUCGAACUAUACCUGAACCAGGUGUUGAGCAGUAUCAACAGCAGCUUGAAUCGAGAAUGAACCAAGGAAAUCUGGAAACACUUCAGAAGCAGAUAAACACGAUGAACAAGAUUUGCGGCCAUGUGAUAGAUUCUAUCAACAAUCAUACCCAGGAGAGAAGUGGUGGGAUCCCUGCACCUCAACAGACUUCAAAUAUAAACGAUACCCACAUGCUGGUGGCUGCAGUUGGGAUUGGAAGAGGUCUGAAAGUUGCCCCGAUGCAAAUGCAAGCCCCUGACCCGGGCCCGCCGCGGAUCGGACCUCCUAGACCCAUGGGCAUGAUGGGUCCCGGCCAACAAGAUGAAAUAUGCGGCAACCUGAUAAGCUUUCUUGUUUAUUCUCCCACGCCUUCUGAGAUCGUGUCAACCCGCGAUAGAAAACGGAGCAAGUUUGACGAAACUAAGAUUUCUGCGGAAAUGUCGUAG